UCACAUAAGCCUCGACGACCGGUCAGGCGGCGAGCAAUUGAAGAAAUGGGCCACGUAAUAUAAAAUGUAGGUAGCGAUAAUCGGCCUGCGUACACCACACCACAGCACACCAUGACGCGUGGACCGAGGGAUGGAUGGAUGGAUGCAUUUGUUUCAGUGAGGUCGUGUCGCUGGCUCACCGUUGUGGGGCCUGACAUGACGAGACACGGCGAGCACCGCUAUCCACCAGGCUCAUCACGCGAUCCUCCACGGUGGUGUGGGCGGGGCACCAGGUGAUGGUGGGGGGGGCAGCUUCUUCGAAGUGCUGCUCACACGACAAUUCACACACAUGGAUGGAGACACGUGUGUAGUGUGUGGCGGGGGCUCCGUUGUGCACAUACGUACCGCUCAGCGAUGUUGCCGAUGUAGGCGGUGAUGUAUUUCAGCUUGUAGUUGAAGCCGCCGCCCCUCCUCGCUAGGAGGCGCGUCAGGUAGGCAUCUAUCACUGGGGGCCGGUAGCUGACCAGUUCGUGGCCGUUCUCAUACAGCUCCCUUGUCGCCUUCCAGGCGCCCAACUCGGCCUGCACACACAUCGAUGACGACAACACAACACAAAAGCAGACGACACACAUGUCCGUCUGUCUGAUGGAUGGAUGGAUGUGACGUGUUAAGACUCACCACCGCUUGGAGGGGCGUGUUGCGUGGGAGCUUGAAUGCAAACGAGUCGGUGAUGGCCUCGCAAUCGGCCAACACAUCGAACACCGACUGAGCCACACACACACACACACACAGAGAGAGAGAGAGAGAUAUGAGUGCUUCCGUGUGUGUGGUGUGUGUCCAUCUUCCUUCCUCUCACCCUCGUAGCCCAUCUUGGUGAUGUCAAAGGUCCGCUGCCCCUUGACGAAUGCCGCCCCGCCCCAUGGGAGGUCAGCAAACACCUGCAGUCACACACAAACGAAGCGACACACGAAUGCACUCAUGCACCUUGUGUGUGUGCCUACGUGGGCAUGCUGUCUGCCUACGUACCAGGUCGCAUCGAUGCUUUCGCUGUUUGGUGCGGUCGACGAAAGCAUAGAAGGACUCCUUGCAGAUGCGGGCAGGGGUGACGCCUGACACCCACACACACACCCACACACAGACACACACACAGAGAGAGAGAGAGAGGGAGCAGUGUGGCAGGCCGCUCAUGGGUCCACUCAGCCAUACACAGGCGGAGGCACCAACCGUAUAGCUUGAAGUUCUCUUGUGCGUCGUCGACGUGGGUCGGAGUUGAUUUCGCAGGCACAGACCUUGAGGCCCUUAGGGCAGAAUUGGAUCGUGUUGCCUCCUGAAUCGAACGCAUCAAGCAGAUAGACAGACAGACAACAGACAUGUCAACAUGACGUGCAGUGCUCGGAUGUCUCAAGCUUCUCCUGCAUUCAUUCAUGUGAGGGAACGGCGCGUUGCUCCGACCUUGAGGGCAU
This is a messenger RNA of Vitrella brassicaformis, 1442 nucleotides long. Lineage: Eukaryota; Vitrellaceae. The record is from the annotation of a GenBank genome assembly.